CUCGAAACGAACUAUUAUGUGAAUAGAAGAAAACUUAAGUGGUUGCGAAUUGAAAGUCUACAGAAACUAAAAGGACUGGAUUGGAAAAAUAAAAAGAAUAAAAGAAGUUUUGCACACAAUAACGCACCCACUAUCUUUCUCCUUCCCUUCCGCCUUCCUUCUUCUUCUUCUUCCUCCUCCUCACUGUUUAACGCAGAGCGCCUCCGUUUCUUCUCUUCUUCUCCUCUCUACACAAAUAUUUUCCUCUCUAUUUUUUUUCAUUCUCUUUCUUCUUUAUAAUCCUUCUGAUUCGCUUGGUGAUCGGUACGAGAAAGUUAGAAUCACGAAGAAGCUGUGUUUCGUUUAUCCUCGUUUAAUCGGAAUUGAAAUUGGGUGUGGAGAAGAAUUUGAACGAAUCAUAGAUUUCUGUAAAAAAAAAAAAAGCAAUCACAGAUCGGAAUCGGAAACGUAACCAUUACAUAAUUCGAAUCGGGUUUUCACUUGGGUAUAAUGAUGAGGUAUCAGAGAGUAAGCCCAGAUUGUCUUCCUCUUACAAAUGGAGGUAAGAAGCCAUACUUGCGACCAUCACCUUCAAGAGCAACAAACGAAGACACCACCACCACCACCGUUAUUACCACAACCUCCAUCGCCGGAAGAGGAUUUAACGGCGGAUCAUGCACAACCACCACCAACACCUCCUCUUUAGACGGAGUCCCCAAAGGAUUCCGAUUCAGAUCCACUCAACAACAACAACAACAAGAUCCUAGUCCUAGCCGUCGCGGCGGAGAUGUACUGUUACAGUGGGGACAACGUAAGCGAUCGAGAGCCUCUAGAGCUGAGAUCCGAUCCACCACCACCACAACCACCGCCGAUGAUUCUUCGUCUUCUUCAGGUCAAGGUAAGAUUCAAUCGAGUAAGCUCCAAAGAAGAUCGAUGAAUCCUUCCAUGCCACCACCACCACCAGCUCCGCCGAUUUUCUCUGGCCGGAGUACAAACCCUAGAAACGGUUUCGUUAUCGGCAAGGAAUCUUUCUUCCCUUCCAGGAAUCUAGAAGAUCGAUCAGCAAACGGAUCACCAUCAAGGAACAACAUCAACGGCCGUAUGAUAUCCAGAUCGGGUGGCUCAAAGCGAUCUCCACCGUCUCCAGACCAAAUCGAGAAGAGAUCAAGCGUUAGAGAUCACAGACAAAACGGGUUUGAUCAUCAUCAUCAUCAACAACAACACCAAAGAGUGAACAGAUCAGAAUCAACGGCUCAGGGUCAUCCAGAAGUGGAGAUAAAUGGAGAAAGAGAGAAAGCAACGCAAGAGUGGCCAAGGAUCUACAUUGCUUUGUCUAGGAAGGAGAAGGAAGAAGAUUUCUUGGUUAUGAAAGGAACUAAGCUUCCUCAUAGACCCAGGAAACGAGCUAAGAACAUUGAUAAAGCCCUCCAGUUUUGUUUUCCAGGGAUGUGGUUAUCUGAUUUGACCAAGAACCGUUAUGAAGUUAGGGAGAAGAAAAAUGUGAAGAAGCAGCAGAAACGGAGAGGAUUGAAAGGCAUGGAGAAUUUGGACACCGACUCUGAGUAAAUUUUUGCUUCUUUUUUUUUUUGGGUAUGGUUUUCGAUUUCUCUUUUGAGAAAAAAAAAUGAAGACGCUCGUGUGGCUUGCUUGUGAAGAGCGUGCGAAAUAGGCCGACAAAGAACCAGCAGAUCGAGAAAUUACUCUCUAUUUUUAUUUUAAUAUUUACUCUUAUUUUUCCUUCUUUGGUUUUUUUUUGGGGGGUUCCUAAAUUCUUUUUCUUUUGUUUCGUGUACAAAAAAAAAAGGUGAAGAUCCCUUCCCUUCUUCAUUAAUCAUAAUUCCCCUUUUAAUUAAGGAAAAAAAGAGAAAUAACUUCUUUUUC
This is a messenger RNA of Arabidopsis lyrata subsp. lyrata, 1860 nucleotides long. RefSeq names its product probable serine/threonine-protein kinase mkcB. The transcript is spliced from 5 exons. NCBI's taxonomy places the organism in Eukaryota, Viridiplantae, Streptophyta, Magnoliopsida, Brassicales, Brassicaceae. Bases 490 to 1545 code for a protein of 351 amino acids. The record is from RefSeq and is a predicted model, not a curated record.